CAGCCAAAUCGUAAUAGUAUUAAAUCCUGCUCACGAGAGAAUGGCCAGCGACUUUAAAAAACUAGAAAAAUCCAUGGAGUGUAGGGAGAAGCAAGGGAGACGGUGACGGAAUACAAUGGAGGCGGUUUUGUUCACCGAGAGAAAGUGGAAGGAGAAGGAUAAGGAUGAUGCGGAGGAUGUCAACGGCGCCUGCGGGCUACAGAGGAAGGGUUGGAGAGGUUUCAAACUUAGCAAAGUGACUCCUGCGAUGGGGGUUGAGGACGCCGCCGCUUCCAUUGCCAUCGCCGGAGCAGGAGAAGGGAGCCGGAUCGUUUACCUCGAAGAAGAUCAAGGAUUAUGGAAGUGUCGGCAUUGUUCCUGGACCUACCAAUUACUUGGCUCCGGCAUAGAACCUCAUAAGAAACACCAAACCAGUUGUCAAGUGGCGAUGGAAUCCAGAACAAUAACACAAAGUCAAGAUGAUCAUUUCGACAAUCCUAUGGUCAUAGUUGAACCAUCCUCUUCUAAAAUAAUUUCUCAGAAUGGCCAAAUUAGUGGUGUUUCAGCUCCACCAACUACUGUAAUCAUACCCCAGGGUGAUGUGCAAAUUCAUGUCAGUAAUCGGAUCUCUGUGGAAACUAGAAGAGAGAAUGAAUGGGAAGUGCUAAAGAGUAUUGUCUACGGAGGCUUGAUUGAAUCAAUCGUCAGUCUUGGUGUCGUUUCAUCAGCCACUGGAGCCAAAACCUCUACAUUGAAUGUUGUCUCACUGGGAUUGGCAAAUCUUAUAGGUGGUUUCUUAGUGAUGUUUCAUGAUCUCUCCGAAAUUAGAAGCAGUGAAGCCACUACUCAAAAUGACGAACAAUCUGACCUCUAUUGGAAGCUCCUCGGUAGAAGAACAAAUUUCAGCCUGCAUGUAACAGUUUCCUUACUAUCAUACACCCUCUUUGGUCUCCUUCCUCCAUUAAUCUAUAGCUUCUCAUCAAGAGAGAGCACUGAAAAGCUCAUCAUAGUUGCUGCAGCCUCACUACUGUGCAUUUCUCUACUCUCAAUAGGAAAGGCUCAUACAACUGAACCAAAAUCUUAUUUCAGAACUUUUAUUUACUAUCUUGGACUUGGCCUCACAGCCUCUGGGCUUUCGUAUGCAGCUGGAGUUAUGAUUAGUAGAUUUCUGGAGCAGAUUGAUUUGUUUGAACCUAAGGCUCCAUUGGCCUCUUCUCUGAAGCUUUUUGGUGCAGACUCUGGCCUGAUUUCAUGGGCAUCUUUGUAAGGACGAUGCUGAAAUAGUAAUUUUGUGUUGACUGUGAUGUAAUUUUCUUAAUUUUCAUAUGUUUUUAAUACACUAUUGCUUCAUUUA
Molecule: messenger RNA, 1333 nt
Organism: Dendrobium catenatum
Lineage: Eukaryota; Viridiplantae; Streptophyta; Magnoliopsida; Asparagales; Orchidaceae
Product: membrane protein of ER body-like protein
Exons: 5
Coding region: 116-1246 (376 amino acids)
Source: RefSeq, a predicted model, not a curated record